AUGCUCUUGUGGUUGGCACUGCUUGCUUCAGCCCAAGCCGCACAGCUUGUGGUGCCGCAAGCCCAACCGCCGGAUAUCGGAAUUCAGAGCGAGACGCUCACGACAAUCCUUUCCAACUCCAAGCAGCAUGGUAUUUUCGUCCGACUCCUGCAGCGCACGCGACUCAUUCCGGUGCUCAGCCAUAUGAAUGGCACCGUCUUCGCUCCUACAGAUCAAGCGUGGCGAGACUGGGAGAAGAAACACAAGCCUGACGAAGGCAAUCAGCUCGACUCAGCCGACGACGGGCGGUAUCUCGGUUGGCUCGGUAGCUCUGGAUUGGACGAGUGGAUCGAGGACGCCGAGCCCCUUCCCAUCGCAUCUGAUCCCACGAUUCUCGACAACCAACACUUCGCACUCCGACAGCAUCUCCUCUAUCACGUUCUGAACUACACGAUUACGGAAGAUGAGUGGCUUGGGAAGCCGCCCAAGAACAAGAGCCUCAUGAUCGAUUCAGACGACGAACCCGUCCCCAUUCCGGGGAACAUUACGGUCGAGGAGACACUUCUGUUCCCUCAGGAGAAAGCACCCAAGGCGCCCGUUCCAGGUGGACCUUGGGUUCCAGGCGACGGUAACGGCUUACUGGGGCACCAAGGUCAACGCCUUCGUGUCGCUCGACCUGGUUCUCAGAUCGGAGGCGAGCGCGGUCUCAUCGGCCUAAACGAGCGAGGCGAGGAAGGCACGGGCGUCUGGGACGGCAGCGGAUGGUCGACUGAGCCUCCUGACCACCACUUCAACGGAAAUAAGGACGAAGGCGACGGCGGCGACAAGGACAAGGAUGGAGACAAGGAUAAAGAUGGAGACAAGGACAAGAAGCGCAAGGAUAAAUACAAGAGCGGCGGCCGCUGGGGUAGGAACGGCGGCGUCAUCGGCAUCACUGGUGUUCUGACGCCCCCGCCCAGCAUGUCCGACGCCAUCAAGGCCCAUCCGAAACUGCAGUACCUUGCCCGGCUUCUUGCAAACGCGCUUCCCGAUCCAUUCCCGCCGUUCCUCAACUCUGCGCCCCAUGUGACGCUCUUCGCCGCCAGCGACGAUGCAUUCAAGACGGCAUUCGAUGAGCAAGAGAGGACAUACCUAGAGGGCCCCUUCGGAGCUGAGGGCGUCACCCGAGCCAUCGGCCCAACUCUUAUGAUGACUAAGGAGAUUGGCUGGAGCACGAUGUUUAAGGCGAAGCCCAAGAAUGUGACGACGGUGACCGACGCGCUUGAGAUCGUCAAGGACAGCAAGGAAGGUCACCUGAUAGUCAACGGAACCACCGCCGAUGUCGUCGACAUUUAUACUGCCAACGGCGUCAUCCACAUUCUGCCGAAGCUGAUCCUCCCCGACGGCUUUGAGCUUCUGAAUAGUGUCGAGAAGGUCCUGCUGUCGAGGAACGCUACGCGCUUCGUGUCUCUCAUGAGGUCGGCCAAUCUCAGCGAGAAGUACAUGGGCGUCGGAAAGGACAAGGAGUACACCGUUCUCGCGCCCACGGACGACGCGAUCGACUACCUGCAUUGGUACACCAGCCGUUUCUCAAUGCAGACCGACGCCGAGGCGCUGUUUACGCAAGCGCAGCCUGGUCUUGUCACUAUCCCUAGUGGCGAGGCCGAUGACAAGCCCGACCUACCGCCGGAUGUGUCGCCUCUUGCCGCCUUAUUGCAGUAUCACAUCGUCGCUGGUCGCCUCAAGCCCCGCGAUCUCACCGACGGCAUGCUCUUGGAGACCGAACUGCACACGAAGGCUCUUAAAGGUAAGGCACAGCGCCUUCCAGUGGCCAUAUCUGAUCAGCGCCGUACUCCGAAGGACGCGCCCGACGAAGAGCUUCGAUUCGGAGGCGCCUUGGUGCUCGGCCCACCCGUCAAGUCCGGGAAGAGCAUCAUCUACUUUGUCUCUGCCAUUUUGACUCCGCCUCUCGACAUGCUGCAGACGGCUGUUGGCGAUCUUCAGCUCUCGACAUACAUCGCAGCCGUAUACGCGGCAGGGUUGGAGAAGUCUUUCAACAAGAAUCCCGCUACCACCUUCUUCAUCCCAUCCAACAAAGCGUUCAGCAACCUCGGCCUCGUCACGCAGUAUCUCCUGCUCCCCGAAGCUAGGGACGAGAUCAGGAAGGUGCUCCACUAUCACGCCGUCGAGAAGCUUGUCUACACGCAAGAUCUCGAGAUCGGCAACGCGGUGUACAAGUCCAUGGAGGGUGGGGACUUUGUCUUGACAAAGAACGAGAACCAGACCAAAACAAUCUCGAAGCGGAAAACUCUGUUCACCGUUCGAUCUCCAUCCAAGUGGCCUGGACACGACAGCGGCACGUCUUUGCCGAGUAACGCCGAACUGGCUUCCAGCAACGUUACGGACGCCGACCAUUUGACGGAGACCGGCGUCAUCCAUGUCAUUGACGGUAUCGUUAUCCCUUCCGACCUCAACAUCACAAUCGCGCAGCUCAUUCGUGGUUCGAAGCAGCGCACGAUGGUCGAACUCCUUAUCAAGGCUGGCUUUGGCUGGAUUCUUGAGGGCCGCCAGCCGUCAAAGGAGGAGGCCAUCCAUGCCGGUCUUAUCGGCAAGGGUGGCAAAGGUGGAAAGGGUGAUGAUGACGGAGGGGACGACGACGACGAUGACGACUGGGAGAAUCUUGCCCUCCCGGCGUACACCGUACUCGUCCCCACGGAUCGCGCCUUCUCACGCAUCAACCUCACGCACUACCUGAGCGAUAAGGAAGCUCUCUCGGACCUCGUCAAGCUGCAUAUCAUUCCCUCAUCUUCCCCUGAGUACGACUCCCAGUUUGCCGGCAAGCUUGGCAGCACGCUGCCAAGGCCAGGCAGCCCGCUUAGCCUAAACGACGACAUGCUCUACCCGACACUAAACAAGGGUGACUACGGCCGCCUCGCGUUCCGCAGCAUUACGAGUCACAAUAAGGACGACGACGAUGACGAACCACCGUCUGAAGGCUUCCUCGUUGGUGUGCACAACGCGCGCGGUGUGAACUCGAAGGGCGCAGAGAUCGGCUUCGUCGGGCGGGCUACUGUGCGCUGGCGUCGCAACUCCGAUGAUGAUGAUGACGAAGACCCCGAGGACCCGAAGGUCAAGGUCAAGCAUGCGCUGAGGUCUCGACUCUGGCGUGAGCACUCCAUCAGUGACACGCCCCUGCUGCGCAACGGCAUGACGCUUGGCGGCGGUGUGCUCAUGAUCGACGCCGUACUGGAGCCGUAUCACCCCUCGUGGUUCGUGCGCUACCAGCCCCUGUUGCUGACGCUGGGCAUCGGCUUCGUUGUCAUUGCUCUCCUUGGUGCGGCUGGCUGGUGGUGGAAGAACAACAAAGGCGGUAAGAUCGCUCUGCCUUUGACGGACGAGGACGAGGAGGAGCAGGAGCAGCGUAACCGAACCUGGCGUGACGGCCUGCACCAUGCCAACGGGAACGGAAAUGGAAACGGCGUCCACCCAAGCGAGAGCACAUAG
Messenger RNA from Trichosporon asahii var. asahii CBS 2479, 3462 nucleotides. Its product is annotated as vacuolar membrane protein. The transcript is spliced from 2 exons. The record is from RefSeq and is a predicted model, not a curated record. The coding region runs from base 1 to 3462 and encodes 1153 amino acids. Lineage: Eukaryota; Fungi; Basidiomycota; Tremellomycetes; Trichosporonales; Trichosporonaceae.